AGAGGCAGCUCCUUCCUGCGCUCAUAGCGAGAGCUCCGAAGACAGAGACAGUCACACACACAUAUAUGACGUUUGCACCACUUGUUUCCCUUUAGGUACCACCAGAUUGGACAGGAAAUAAGAAUUACACGGAUUUCUAAGUGUUAUUAAAUGCGUGGGUAGCGAUCGGGAUGGAAAUACAUCAAUCGGCGAUGAGAAGUUGUUUUAUCCGGCUGAUCGUGUGAGCGCUGCUGCUGCCGGCUUCAAGCAACAAAACUCAUGGUGUCCGAAGAUGAGGUGGACUUUUCACCACCAACAAUCAUGGAUAUAUGUUUAUGGACAUUUAUCUAUUCUAAACUGUGCCAUCUAAACAACUCCUGCUUAUGUCUUUGAGCUCUAUCUCUGAGCAUAGUUGCUCUGGACACCAUGACACAGAUGGAUUACAAGUACAGCCUGCUUGGUUCCACCGUGGAUGAUUACCACAAGCAGCCACUGCUCCUGCAGGUGGACAACACACCUAUGAACUUAUUUGCAGUCCUGGAAGUAAAACGUGAUCUAACGAAGCGCUCUGGGACUGUGAGAUGCAAGAUCCGCCUCUAUGGUUUGCUGUUUUGCCUGGUCGUCAUGUUUUUCAUCAUGGCAUCAUACGUUUUGUCGGGGGACAAGAAGGGUCUUCUCCUCACGCCAUCCCCAUACCAUCUUAACAGCUUGAUCAGUCCCGGACCCUUUGCCUUGAACCUCACUUCAGUGAGGGAUUACACACAUAUAAAACUGGUGGUGAAAUCCAUAAAAUCCAAGGUAGAGUUUCGUAGCAGCCGACAGGUUCCUGAGUUUAAAGCACUGAUGAGGAGCGAUCCACAUAUGUUUUCUGUCAUCCCACGCAAAUUCCUGCCUGGUAUCAAGAACCCCUGCUGGUAUGAAGAAUUCACUGGGAAUAUUACCACAGAUCCGUAUAAAACGAACUUGUAUGGGCGCUAUUCGCGGCGUUUCCGGACAGUUUUUCAGCACCUGAGGAGCACUUUCCGUCACCAUCUGUUACAUCGUAACAGGAAGAUCUACCGCAUGCGGUGCCUUCCUUAUUUCUAUAUUAUUGGACAACCAAAGUGUGGCACGACAGAUCUAUACGACAGACUUAGGUUGCACCCGGAUGUAAAGUUCACUACUUUUAAAGAGCCGCACUGGUGGACCCGCAAGAGGUUUGGAAUCAUUCGACUAAGUGAGGGAUUGCAUGAUCGGUAUCCAGUGGAGGACUACCUCGACCUGUUUGAUCAGGCUGCGCACCAAAUUCAGGGAGAGCUUUCUGCAAACACCAGCGGAUCCCCCAACCACCCAAACAUCAUCAUAGGAGAGGCCAGUGCUUCCACCAUGUGGGAUAACAAUGCCUGGGUAUAUUUCUAUAACAACACCACAGAGGGAGAGCCGCCAUUUCUCAUCCAGGACUUCAUCCAUGCCCUGCAGCCUGAGGCCCGCUUCAUCGUUAUGCUCAGGGACCCAGUGGAAAGGCUUUACUCCGACUACCUUUACUUUGGAAUUGCCAAUAAGUCUGCAGAGGAUUUCCACGAGAAGGUGUCAGAGUCCCUGCAGCUAUUCGAAGGUUGCCUUACUGAGUACACUAUGCGCUCCUGUGUGUACAACACCACUGUCAACAACGCAAUGCCUGUGAGAUUGCAAGUUGGCCUUUACAUUGUGUAUGUAACUGACUGGCUGACUGUCUUCAGUAGAGAUCAGAUCCUGGUCCUGAGACUGGAAGACCACGCCUCGAACAGGAAAUACACAAUGCACAAAGUGUUUGAUUUUCUUAACCUCGGGCCGUUGACAAAGGAAAUUGAAUCACAAAUCACAAGGAGCCCAGCAUCAAACACAAGGAGACCAGCAGACAAAAACCUGGGACCCAUGCUGCCUGUCACUAAAGAGAUUCUGCGGGACUUCUACAAACCAUUUAAUGAGAAACUGGCCAAAGUGCUGCGGAAUGACUCCUUCCUGUGGGAGAAUAACUCAAAGCUCUGAACGAACUGUCUUCAAACAAGAAAAAGAGAACAAUAAAAUUAAAGAACCCAGUUUGGGUUUUUAUCUCUUUUAAGUGCCCAUGAAAAUAAGAAUAAAAAUAUUUUAAUGUAAAUUAUUUUUAACUUAUACAUGCAGAUAUGAUUUAAAAACAGACAAUAUGAGCACAAGUAAGUGUGAUGUGUUGGUGUGAGUGAGUGUGAGAGAUUAAGAGUGAUAGAAUGUAAGUGAUGCUGCGAGAACUCAGCUCUGCGUGUUCUGUCCACAUAUACACAACUAAAAUUAAAAUUUUAAAUAAUGGAAAACAA
Cyprinodon tularosa is the source of this 2291-nucleotide messenger RNA. RefSeq names its product carbohydrate sulfotransferase 15-like. Gene Ontology annotation, biological process: hexose biosynthetic process. Bases 406 to 1986 code for a protein of 526 amino acids. The record is from RefSeq and is a predicted model, not a curated record. The transcript has 8 exons. NCBI's taxonomy places the organism in Eukaryota, Metazoa, Chordata, Actinopteri, Cyprinodontiformes, Cyprinodontidae. Gene Ontology annotation, molecular function: N-acetylgalactosamine 4-sulfate 6-O-sulfotransferase activity.